Messenger RNA from Diutina rugosa, 2514 nucleotides. RefSeq names its product Rab GTPase-binding exocyst subunit (gene SEC15). The record is from RefSeq and is a predicted model, not a curated record. The transcript has a single exon. NCBI's taxonomy places the organism in Eukaryota, Fungi, Ascomycota, Pichiomycetes, Serinales, Debaryomycetaceae. Gene Ontology annotation, biological process: exocytosis; Golgi to plasma membrane transport; intracellular protein transport. Bases 1 to 2514 code for a protein of 837 amino acids. Gene Ontology annotation, cellular component: exocyst; membrane.
AUGCCCACGGCAGACGACGCGUUGACGCUGAGUCUUACCCACCAAUUGGAGCAGUUGUUGUUGAGGGACGAUGACCUUUACCAACUGAAUUUGGACUCGGAGGAGUACCUUGAAGAUUUGGCGCCCAUCUUACGGGAACUGAUCAAAAACAACGCCUUGGGUGGGUUGAUUCAGAAAUUGAACGAGAUCGUCCGAUCAAAAGAAACCGAGUUGAAUGCUCAGCUGUUGGAGUCUACCGAUGAAAUCAAUUCAUGCAUCGAUACCAUCGACGCCAUCCACGACCGACUGGUAAAACUUGGACAGAACUUGGGCAACGUGAGUCAAAACUUGAACAAAUCCGUCCACGACCUCGUCGCCCGCAAAAACAACUUGAUUAAAUGCAAGCAGAUCACUGCCAAAAUCAACGAAACGCUGCUUGUGCUUACGUUGUGCAUACAAGUCUUGGAAAACACUAAUAAAAUCCAUGAGAUGAUCAAGCAAAACAAAUACUUCUCGGCAAUGAAGUUGAUCGAUGAGUUGACAAAUAUCCAUUUGCCUCAAGUGGAGAAAUUCUCGUUCGCUCUCAAAAUCUAUGAUUCCAUUCCUCACCUUACCAAAAUGAUUAAAGACGAGUCAUUCGAUAAUAUCGUUAAUUGGUUGCUGCUUAACUUGGAAAGAAAGAUUCCUGUGAUCGGUGAAGCGAUCUACGAAAACCUCGAAGAGUUGCAAAGAAACUGGGAUCAAGUCAAAGAGCUGAACCCGGCGUUUCUUCCUUACAAAUUGAACUCCCCCAUUGAGGUGCUGAUACGAGAUCCAUCACUUAACUUUGACAUCUUCACCGAUGAGCAAUUACAAAUUUCCUUGGCCACUUUGUACGAUGGCAUCCUCGUCUACCAGACCCUCAAUGAAAGCGAGUUACUUCUGGCUUUGUACCAGAAGGAGUGGAUGAAGAAAUACAAUCGUGUCAUUCACCCCAUCACCUCCGCCACAGCCGAACUGUUAGCGGAGUUCCCCGAUCUUAUGGCCUUGGAUGAAUAUUUGGUCAAGAUCGCUGCAUUCUUUGUCAUGGACAAACAAAUCAAUAUUGCAACGAGAUUUGCGUUGCGAUCAGCUGCAAACUCCAAUGAUUUGUGGAAUUCCUACGUGACCAAGCUUAAACCCGUGUUGUUGCACCAUUUAAACAACCAUGUAUUUGACACUAUCGAUGACUUGUCGCGGUUUAAAGAUGCGGUGGGUGACUUUUUGCACGUAAUGGAACUUCACGGAUUCAAGGUGACUGAACUCUAUGAAGUGUUGAUGAUUGUGUUUCAUGAACACUUUGCGCCUGCGGUUAUUCAAGAGUUCCGCGCCGAUUUCAUUUCCAGUAUUCAGUCCGAUCGUUACAUGCCCAUUCUGGUUGAUGAAGAAGAUGAUUACGAUAAGAUUAUGAAAAUUUGCUGGUACCAAGACGAUGCUUCAUUUGCUCCGCAAAACGUUAAAGCAUUCCCAGUGGUUUUACCGUUCUCCGAGGAUUAUCUUCGAUACUGCGCCGGUAUUCGUGGUCUUCUUGAAGAUGUACUCAGUUUUCUCAACCAGCACUAUUCCUAUGAACUUAAUGAAAUCAAGAAUAUCGUUUUGAAUGAUAUUUUCGAAAGGGUAUUAGGGGAUGUCAAGGGAGUGGGUAUUGCCUGGGAUAUCAAGGAUUUCAUCUCCAAGAAUGCUUCUAACAAAGAAGUGGUGGCUCAAUCUUACACUAAUCUUGAGUACUAUUUGUAUUCGUUGUACGAGCUUGGUCGAUUGAUUGAUCGCAAGCUUCGAGCAAACAUUGGGAUUGGUUUGCACAACAUUGAUGCCAGUGACACGUUCACGUUGCGGGCAGUAGAAGAGUUUUCGCUGGUUCGUAAAUUCUCUGAAUCCACCAUUUUCACAAUGGUUGAUGACAAGAUCCGCGCGUUGCUCGAUACGGUUGAAUACGACAACUGGCUACCCCAAGAAAAGAACGAAGAGGCAAACUUUUUCAUCAAGGAUUUCGCCAUGUUUUUGGACAACUUGUUCUCAUCGAUUUUUUCAAACUUGCCUGUCUCCAUCAGAACGUUGGGGUUAUUUAGAACCUACGACUUUGUCGCUGAACACUUUUUGGAGGUGUUGAAAGGAGCCGAGGUUUACAAUCGCAUUGCCAUUGAGAAUUUUAAUCUUGAUGUACAGUACAUUGAGAAGCACAUGACGGCUCUUUAUGCUGCCCAUCAGGAGGUUGCUGAGGAUUCGACCACCAACGUGGCACUCGAGUCUACGUUUACUGAGCUCCGGCAGUGUAUUGAUUUGUUACUCCUCGAAGACUACUCGGAAUUCUCAUCCAAUCCUUCGUUCAGAAUGCGCCACUUCGACCGGGUUCGCUUCGAAGAUGGUCAAAGCUUAAUUGCCAAAAUGCAGAGGGACGAUGAACCGGAGGAAUACGUCACUGAACUGAGUGCCAGUAGCAUCAAUGCGCUCGACCAUUCUAGAGCGAAGAUCAAGAAGUUUGGUAAUCGUCUCAAGAUGAAGCUUGAUAACGAAUAG